UGUCUGGAAAACAUACAAGUUGGUAUCUCAGCAAAGGCUACUCAUGUAUUCUUGUUCUUAUGAGUAAAUCAUUGUCAGUGAGAGUGAUUUUUUUUUCUGAAGGGAUAAAUACACGCCCUCUAUUAGGGUCAGGUUUUGUGCCUGUAAUUCUUCCGCCUACUGUAUUAUAGGAGCUUAGAAUCCCAGCUGCUGGCUCUGGGCUGAAGUUCCCUGAUGGCUCCUGCAGGGUGGACUGGCCCCCUUUCCGUAUGUGUGCUUUUGCUGCUAACCUAUGGCUUUGCCCAUGCAGGCAAGCUGCUGGUAGUGCCCAUGGAUGGGAGCCACUGGUUCACCAUGCAGUCGGUGGUGGAGAAACUCAUCCUCAGGGGGCAUGAGGUGGUCGUAGUCAGGCCAGAGGUGAGUUGGCAACUGGGAAGAAACCUGAAUUGCACAGUGAAGACUUACUCAACCUCAUACUCUCUGGAGGAUCAGGACCGACAGUUCAUGGCAUUUGCCAAUGAUCAAUGGAAAGGGCAAAUACAAAGUAUAUUUUCUCUCUUAGUGAGUCCAUACGGUGGCAUUUUUGACUUAUUUUUUUCACACUGUAAGAGUUUGUUUAAGGACAAAAAACUAGUAGAAUACUUAAAGGAGACUUCUUUUGAUGCAGUGUUUCUGGAUCCUUUUGAUACCUGUGGCUUAAUUGUUGCCAAAUAUUUCUCCCUUCCCUCUGUGGUCUUUACCAGGGGAAUAUUUUGCCAUUAUCUUGAAGAAGGUGCACAGUGCCCUGCUCCUCUUUCCUAUGUCCCCAGAGGUCUCUUAGGGUUCUCAGAUGCCAUGACUUUCAAGGAGAGAGUACGGAACCACAUCAUGCACUUGGAGGAGCAUUUAUUUUGCCACCAUUUUUUCAAAACUGCCCUAGAAGUAGCCUCUGAAAUUCUUCAAACACCUGUCACGGCAUAUGAUCUCUACAGCCACACAUCAAUUUGGCUGUUGCGAACGGACUUUGUUUUGGACGAUCCCAGACCUGUGAUGCCCAACAUGGUCUUCACUGGUGGUAUCAACUGCAAACAGGGAAAGCCAUUGCCUAUGAUGUUCAGGGUGUGUCUGGGAAAAGCAUGCGGUUGGUUACAUCUUGCUGGGAAAGAGGAUUCAGAGUCUGUGUCUCAUCUGCCUGAUGAGAAGGAAGUAUUACUCGAUGAUAGAGUAUGUGAUUGUACAUGUAUGUGUUUGUAUAUGUGCCGGUGUGUUUGUGUGCAGUGUCCCAGACCCUACAUAGGGGAUGUUCUUGAAGGUUUCCUAUAACAAAAUCUCCUUGAG
Messenger RNA from Sapajus apella (tufted capuchin), 1296 nucleotides. Its product is annotated as UDP-glucuronosyltransferase 1-9-like. Gene Ontology annotation, molecular function: UDP-glycosyltransferase activity. The transcript is spliced from 2 exons. The record is from RefSeq and is a predicted model, not a curated record. Lineage: Eukaryota; Metazoa; Chordata; Mammalia; Primates; Cebidae. The coding region runs from base 214 to 1281 and encodes 355 amino acids.